Habropoda laboriosa is the source of this 936-nucleotide messenger RNA. RefSeq lists its product as uncharacterized. The transcript has a single exon. The record is from RefSeq and is a predicted model, not a curated record. NCBI's taxonomy places the organism in Eukaryota, Metazoa, Arthropoda, Insecta, Hymenoptera, Apidae. Bases 1 to 936 code for a protein of 311 amino acids. Gene Ontology annotation, molecular function: nucleic acid binding. Gene Ontology annotation, biological process: DNA integration.
AUGCCAGAAUAUCCUAUGGGUAAUUUACCUAAGGAUAGAGUAACACUAAUUAGACCAUUCCAGACCACGGGUAUUGACUAUUGCGGCCCAUUUUUUAUAAAGGAAAGGAAAUAUCGCAAUACAAAGAGGUUGAAGGUUUACGUAGCUGUAUUUGUUUGCUUUGCCACUAAGGCAAUCCAUUUGGAAUUGGUUAGUGAUUUAUCCACCGAUGCCUUUCUUGCCAGUCUGAGAAGAUUUUUUGCUAGGCGCGGCUUUGCACAAACCAUAUAUUCUGAUAAUGUGACGAACUUCGUAGGCGCGAAAAAUAGUUUAUCCGAUAUUCAAACAUUCUUAGAAUCAAAGCAGCAUCAACAAACAAUAACAAAUUAUUUGACCAACAAGGGUGUUACUUGGCAUUUUUCACCUCCAAGAUCUCCACAUUUUGGGGGACUUUGGGAAGCUGCGGUCAAAGGUUUUAAAUUCCAUUUGCGUCGAACCAUCGGAGAGGUCUUAUUUACAUAUAAGGAACUCAAUACUUACGUAAUAGAAAUUGAAGCGAUUUUAAAUUCCCGUCCCCUAACAUCAUUAUCCUCCGACCCUAAUGACCUGACAGCCCUCACACCAGCACACUACCUUAUAGGUGAGUCAUUAACUGGUUUACCUGAGAUAGACAUAUUGAAUGUUCCUACUAACCGAUUGUCAGCUUGGCAGCACAUACAAAGGGUAAAGCAACACUUCUGGAUCAGAUGGCAAAGAGAAUAUUUAAACGAAUUAAAUAUCCGAAGCAAAUGGCGCGAGAGGUCCACAAUACCUUUACAACCAGGGACCUUGGUCGUGAUCAAGGAGGAAAAUUUGCCACCUAUGCGAUGGAGCAUAGGCCGCAUCGUGGAAACUCACCCCGGAAAGGAUCAAGUGGUUCGGGUCGUCACUGUUAAGACUGCAAGUGGUAUUUAUUGA